AUGGCCGACACAACACAACCACCCCCGGAGCAGCCGCCGGCUGAGGGCGCCGAGGGCGGCGAUCAGGGCCCGUCGAAGAAGGCGCUCAAGAAGGCCGAGGCCAAGGCCAAGAAGGAGGCAGAGAAAGCCAAGCGGGCUGCAGAGCUCGCUGCCCAACAAGCAGCAAAGCUCGCCGCCGAUGCGGAGGACCUGGCUGUCGACAACUACGGAAGCAAGGAGCACGUGGUGCUGGAGGCGCCCAAGGUCGAGCUCAAGGCGUACGACGAGUCGCUGCUCGGCAAGACGGUCAAGCUGCGCGCGUGGAUUCAGCAGAGCCGUAUGCAGGGCGCCAAGAUGUGCUUCGUGGAGCUGCGGGAGGUCGGCGACUGGAGUAUCCAGGGCGUCAUCGCCGCGUCCAAGGAGGGCACACCUGUCAGCAAGCAAAUGGUGAAGUGGGUGGGCGCCAUCAGCCUAGAGUCGUACGUGCUGGUUGAGGCCACCGUCGCUAAGCCACUCGAGCCCGUCAAGAGCUGCAAGGUUUCUGAGCUCGAGCUCCAUAUCACCAAGUUCUACUGCAUCGCGCCGGGACCACCCAUGCUGGGCAUGACUCUUGCAGCUGCCAACAAUGCUAUCAGCAGCUUCAAGGACAAGGACACCACCGACGAGGCCGCACAGAAGGUAGAAGAGCUGAGCAUCGCGGAGAAUGAGAUUGCAAAGAAGGCCAGUCUGGAGACGCAUCUCGACAAUAUCGUUAUGCAUAAGCGGGCACCUAUCCAGCAGGCUAUCGCAAACGUGCGAGAGACAACCCGUGAGCUAUUCUCAGAGUAUCUGAGGAAGCACGGCUUCCACUUGUUCGAGCCCCCUUGCUUGAUCGGUGCUGCGUCAGAGGGAGGUGCCAAUGUGUUUGGCCUGCCUUAUUUCACAAAGGACGCUUUCUUGGCGCAAUCACCACAGUUCUACAAGCAAUUCGAAAUCGCCGACAUAUGA
This is a messenger RNA of Phaeoacremonium minimum UCRPA7, 966 nucleotides long. RefSeq names its product putative aspartyl-trna synthetase protein. NCBI's taxonomy places the organism in Eukaryota, Fungi, Ascomycota, Sordariomycetes, Togniniales, Togniniaceae. Gene Ontology annotation, cellular component: aminoacyl-tRNA synthetase multienzyme complex; cytosol; cytoplasm. Gene Ontology annotation, biological process: aspartyl-tRNA aminoacylation. The record is from RefSeq and is a predicted model, not a curated record. The transcript has 2 exons. Gene Ontology annotation, molecular function: aspartate-tRNA ligase activity; RNA binding; ATP binding. Bases 1 to 966 code for a protein of 321 amino acids.